AAGUUUUAUGGAAAAUGUUUUAAUAAAAGAAACACAGAAGAAGAAGAACUGUUACUGCGGAGACCCGCCGAUAAUUUCUCCUUCAGUGCUUCUCUGUUUGACUAUCUCGGCAUCUCCAUCUCCAUUGCUUCAAAAACCAGAGUAGACCGAAGAGGAUAGGAGAAGACAUUAACAGAGAAGCAAAGCGAUAGAAGACAAUGGACGAAGAAAACGGGGAGGAGUAUUUGUUCAAGGUGGUCAUUAUCGGGGACUCAGCAGUAGGGAAAUCGAACUUGCUGUCGAGAUAUGCGCGGAACGAGUUCAACAUAAAUACCAAGGCGACAAUCGGGGUGGAAUUUCAGACACAGAGCUUGGAGAUCGAUGGCAGGGAGGUUAAGGCCCAGAUCUGGGACACUGCUGGCCAGGAGCGCUUUCGCGCGGUCACUUCCGCUUACUACCGCGGCGCCGUUGGUGCCCUCGUUGUCUACGACAUUUCCCGUAGCUCGACGUUCGAGAGCGUCCAGCGAUGGCUCCAGGAGCUCAACACUCAUUCUGACACCACCAUUGCGAAGAUGCUUGUGGGAAACAAAUGUGAUUUGGAGGACAUAAGGGCUGUUUCAGUCGAGGAAGGAAAGAGCCUUGCAGAAGCAGAAGGGCUCUUCUUCAUUGAGACUUCAGCCCUGGAUUCUACAAACGUAAAGGCUGCCUUUGAGAUAGUCAUAAAGGAGAUUUAUAACAACAUCAGCAGGAAAUCAUUGAACUCUGAUUCCUACAAAGGGGAGCUGUCCCUUAAUAGGGUAACCCUUGAAAGCAAUGGAACUGAUGGAUCAAAGCAAGGAUCAAGUAAGUUUACUUGUUGUUAAGAUUCUUAAAAUUUUUCUACUUCAAUAGUGUUCCCAAUGAUAUUCUCCAAUGGAACUUCUUGUGCUUGUGUAUUUUAUAAGCGUUGAUUUGUUUUGGGUUUGCAUUGUUUAAAUAAUAAGAUCAAUAUACUAUUGAAUUUCUGUAUCAUAUAGACCAAACUCUAUAUUGCAUUGUGGUUUAAUAAAAUUUUAUAAUAGAAUUGGUAUGUGAUUGCCA
Molecule: messenger RNA, 1059 nt
Organism: Dendrobium catenatum
Lineage: Eukaryota; Viridiplantae; Streptophyta; Magnoliopsida; Asparagales; Orchidaceae
Product: ras-related protein RABA5c
Exons: 2
Coding region: 198-842 (214 amino acids)
Cellular component (GO): endosome
Molecular function (GO): GTP binding; GTPase activity
Source: RefSeq, a predicted model, not a curated record